Rubroshorea leprosula is the source of this 690-nucleotide messenger RNA. Lineage: Eukaryota; Viridiplantae; Streptophyta; Magnoliopsida; Malvales; Dipterocarpaceae. The record is from the annotation of a GenBank genome assembly.
GAAAAUUAGAUUACAGAGACGAGUAUUCAGAUGCAAGAAUCGUACUAUUCUGAUACCAUAUUUUGGUUUGGCAAGGCUUCUUCCUCAAGAUCGGACGCAUCUCAGUACCCAAUUGCAGGAACACUGGGAUAUACUGCGCGGGCAUAUGCAAUUCACGGACAAUUAUCUGAGAAGGUGGAUGCUUACAGCUAUGGCGUCGUUGUUCUUGAAAUCAUUAGUGACCAGAAGAGCAGCGAGACCAAAUCUCACUCUGAUGUCGAAUUCCCACUCAAACAGGCUUGGAGUUUGUACGAGAAUAACAGACAUGAAGAACUGGUGGAUGAGACAUUAGACAGAAGCGAAUACGAUACAGAAGAUGUUGGGAAAGUGGUUGAAAUUGCUUUGUUGUGUACUCAGGCAUCGGCGGCCUCCAGACCACCUGUCUGAGGUAGUCGUUUUGCUGAGAAGCAAAGGAUCCCUUAAUCACCGGCCAACCAUGAGGCCCAUCUUUGUCGAAUCAGACAAAAAGGUCCGAGAAGACACAUCCUCCUCCACUGGCUCCCCUGCAUCCAACGCCACAGCCUCCAUCACUCAGUUCUCUGGUCGCUAACUCUUAGCUAGAUUCAGGGUAUAUACUACUAGAAAUUGUUAAAAAAAAUCUCCUUUAAGUUUUAAUUAUGCUUUCCAAAUCAAUAUAGUAAAUUUUGAAGU